UAAAUCUCACUUGCUACAUACUCGAUGCUCGAGUUACGAAAACCCUUUUGUAUCUAUUACUUUCCCCCGAACGAUAUUUUGAAAACACAUAGCUACGUAUACAGAGUGCUAAGAGGUUCGGUCAUUUGUAUCGGCGAUCGUAACUGUAUGCGUGCAAAGAGCUGCGUGCGUAACUGCGCCGACACGUGCACGUAGACCACUCUCAUUGUUAGACGACCGAACCAAGAGCUUUUCUGCGUAAGCUUACGCGUCUCGAUCCUCUCUUGUCUCGCGGCCUGAUAGUCGAUAAUUUGCGAAUAUUCGCAUGCAUCGAAUGCGCACGUACGGUGGCAUCUCGUUCUGGUUUUAUCGUAUACGCGAUGUACCACGUUUGCGGAUAAUACGUGAAUCAUACGGAAAUCAUUAGCAAAAAUAUGUAAUAAACAUAGAUGUACGUGUUUACAACACGAUGCAACUACUUACGCUUUACGCGUAACGAGCAACGACUCAGGUACUCGUUAUUGGACUCGUCCGUCUGUCUCUCGUACUACAUUUCCAUUACGUAACUCACGGACUACCGUAAGCUAUCAUACCGCAAUCAGUAGUGUACGCACAAGAUAAUCGAUAUCAAAAUACCAAGUGGAUAAAACUCAACGAACUGGACAAAAUAUGUCGACGAUUUCUUCGGGGUGUAGCCAGUUGUUGACCAGAAGAUGACGGCAUGCCUCGUUACGGCCGUCGUUCGCAGCUCUGUAAUAAUUACGAUACUUGUCGCUCGCUCAUGGCUAGUUAUUCGAGUAACACGACGCGACGUCUCUGCCGUUGUCCGUCGUUAUUGCGUGCAGCUUCUGUGGACAACAACUAUGGCUGUACCAGGAAACUCCGCACGUUCGAUAGUAAUUCACAGAGACGCAGACCGAUCUCGUUGCUCUCUAUAGCCUGAGUUUAUUGAAUGGCUGGUGAUCGAUCGGUGAGGGCGCGAAAACCUAGCUGUAUGAAACAUAUAUGUACGUAUGGAACACGUAUGAAAUGAAUAAACGCGAAUGUCCACGAUGUUUGAACGCAGCCUCGGGCAAGCGUAAUUCGCGAAACAAGGGCACAACGAAGCGUCGAACGUUCGUCGCGCAUCGCAAGAAGAACGACGCGACUGAAAGAUGGAGGCAAAGAGAUAGCGGAAUGGAGAAGAAAGCGUUCCGCGUGAGAGAGAUCCGAUAUAAGUGUGACAGUUGGAAAGUAGCGAUGGGAAUGAUGUCAUCGUACGAAUCACGAGAAAAGAUGAAUGCCCCGCCGCCGGUAUACGCAUCCUCCUGCCCUACGUUGCAGUCGAACCUGUCGCUGCACAGUUCCUCCUAUUACAGUGAAUACGGUGGAGCUGCGAGGAGGCGAUUAUCGUCGACGGGAGAGGCAGACACCUCAGCCACGUCUAGCUAUGAAGGUAGCGAUAGUUCUGAAAACAGCGAUGAAUCGCGUUUGGAGCCAGUGAGCCAGAUGGAGCGGGAACAACUCGAAACGUUUUUCAGGGGUUUGAAGUCUCAGGUGUUCGUUUGCGAGUCGUUGGCCAACUUGUAUCUGGGAAGCGCGUCGCAAACCGAAAGAUGGGAGCUUCGGUUUACCGGCAUACCCGUAGUAGUUUUGGAUCUUGGAGAAACCCGAUCGAGAUCCAAGAGGCGGAUUCAAAUUCUGUUGGCAGAACGUGGCACUUGUUUCACUCUUUGGAGGGAGACCAUCGACAAUUUGUCGUCGUACAAGGUAUCGGGCCCGGCUUUUCAUACGAUGUGUCUUUCGUCCGAUCACACGCGCCUCGCCGGACUCAGCUUCGAUAAUCCGAAAGCCGCGAACGACCUUUGGCAACACAUAGAAAGACUCGUUUCUUGUCCAGAGAACAUUAGUCUCUCGAUACCAGGGAAGAAAAAGAAGAAGCCCGCGCAGAAGAAAGUGGUUUUACCGGCCAAGAGUAAUAUCAGCCAACCCUGUCAAUUUCAGCAUGUGACGAGCGUCGACGCUGCCGACCGAUCCCGAUAUUUUUCCCUUCAAACUAUGGUGCCGCCUCUGAACGAGCUAGAAAAUUCUUUGGAAGCAAAUUUUUGAGAUAACGAGAAACCGGGCAAUCGUUCAGAUUCGUAAGAGUUGUUCAGAUUCUGUCGCGUUGCUCGUUCAUCUAUUGCGCCUAUGUUCUAGGGAUCUGUGUAUCCGAUAAGAUAAGAUUACCUGAAAAAUAUGGCAUAUACCCUUCGAGCUUUCGAGGACGAACAAAAUCAGACGAUGUGCCAGAUCUAUCGCCUUUCUACUGCGUUUUAUCUCGAUAUAUAAUAUCGCAGAAGAAGGAAGCGAAGGGAACGUAUCAAUUAAUCUUUGCUCUUCUUCCCUUUUUCUUCUUUUUUGGUCUUCCUUCUUUUCUUAAGACUAAAGAAAAAACAACAAAUCAGAAGAAGAAGAAGAAGAAUCGUUAUGAAUCUCGAUCGCUCGGAGAUGCCUGAGAAGCAAGAAAUUCUCGAAUCGAGAAAAAGAAAAAUCAAAACAAAUAGCUUAUUAUUCCUUCUGCUGUAAUCGUAACUGUCGAAGGUUUGUGUUCUUAAGAAUGUCGUUGAAUUCAACGAUUUUGCUCGAAGGAGCACAACCCAUGGUACAUACGACAUCUCGUCUUUGAAAUACUUGGUGCGAGUUUAAGAGUUUAUUUAAGAGUUCUUGUAAUAAUAUUCUCUUGGAAACAUUUGGCAUCCAUCAUUAACGUGCGAUGCCACGCUCAUUUCGAUCGUUGUCUUCACAUUUGCCGUUAAAGUUCGCUGUAGUUGUAUUGUCAGUGAGUUUUAUGCGGCACGACGAAUUAAAAUGUUAAUGUUAUAUACGAGUCGUUCUGAAAUUUAAAAAUUUCCCAUUUGAACAAAUUCGAAUGAAUUCAAUACAUGUACGUACUAUAUAUGUGUACUAUACGUAGUGUGGGUGGGAUAUGAAACACGAGUCGAGGGGAGCGAACAGAAAAUCGAAAGCAUUUUGCAGAUUUCAUGGAUUUUUAUUGCGUCGCGUCCUAACGGUUUCACGACAAAAUGCUUCCUUUUUUAAUAAUGCGUUCGAAUGCUCAGCCAAGAAAUUUUAUCACUCUUCCAACGUAAUGCGUUUCGAACUAACGAAUUCUGUCCGAAUAAUGACUGCGAUAAGACUGGUUUUAUCAUUCGUCCUAUAUUUAGAAGAACGCGUUAAACAUAGACACGAUGAUGAUAAUAGCGUUAACACGUAUCUUCGUUAUUUGACCUUGAUCGUUACCACUGACCGUUUUUCGACAUGGGACUUUCGCUGCUGGGUAGAGCUUAUUAACGUUAUUGGCAUCGAUUAAUAAUAGAGCGUGAAAAAAUUAUGGAAGAGAGAAGGAAAAAGAAAAGAGAAAGAUAGGAAAAAUGGGAAUGGAGAAGCGUGGUUAAACAGUGUGUUUUCUGUUCCAAAGACGCGUAGUGUCGUUGUUGUCAUCGUUAAAACGUAUCAUAUAAGGAAUAUCAAGAGAAUAAUUAAAUUGUUCGCGUUCAAGCAUACCGUUAAUCCAUUUAUCGGUGAGAAAUAACUAUGGAACGUGUUUGCCUGCUUCAAAUCACUAGGGAUUUUCGGUGAUGAUCUCUAAACGUUUGAUUGUAUGUACGAAAUAACUUCGAUAUCGACUAACGUAUUGAUUUCUUUGUCUACGACUGUGAUAUAAAUAUAUUUGUAUAGUUACAUUUACGUAAUAUGUAUCCGCAUUGGUUAAUCAUUUUGAUAUGUAAGUUUACGACCAUCGUUUCGCAUGUAAUAAUUAUGCUAAUAAAUAGUAAGUUUACGUAAUAGA
Molecule: messenger RNA, 3790 nt
Organism: Bombus pyrosoma
Lineage: Eukaryota; Metazoa; Arthropoda; Insecta; Hymenoptera; Apidae
Gene: MESR3
Exons: 5
Coding region: 985-2067 (360 amino acids)
Biological process (GO): regulation of transcription by RNA polymerase II
Cellular component (GO): nucleus
Molecular function (GO): RNA polymerase II cis-regulatory region sequence-specific DNA binding; DNA-binding transcription factor activity, RNA polymerase II-specific
Source: RefSeq, a predicted model, not a curated record